AUGAUAACUAGAAUCCAUCGCUCAGCUUUGUAUUAUCCUAAUUCAUCUUGCGCCUUUUUAUGGAAUGUCACCUUAUCCAAUGAUAGUUCGAUUCAAACUUGUAUUUGGCAAUGUGACUACGAAGAUGCAUGUCAAACAGCUGUUUAUUAUAGAGAUGAACACAUUUGCUCAUUGUUUAAUGAAGAUUGUGAAUUUGGUAGCAUCCAACCAGCUGGUCUUAUUCUAGCAAGUGUUAUCUGUUAUCGAAGGAGCCAGGGGCCGAAUCUUGAUUGUCCGUCGACUGUGGAAUUUACUGAAAUGGAAACACAAACAACAUUCGUUCCUUCUUCAGUGGUGAAUAUUACGCAACCGUGGGUAGUGGCAAAAAGUAUGAACAUAGGGCGAUAUUAUCAUACAGCAUCCGUGUUAGUCAAUGGGUCAAUACUAGUUACUGGUGGACGUGGUAGUUCUUAUUUGAAUAGUGCUGAAUUGUAUGAUUCAUUGAGGAAUACUUGGAAAAUGGCAGCAAGUAUGAGUUUCCGACGAUAUUAUCAUACGGCAUCCGUGUUACUCAAUGGAUCAAUACUAGUUACUGGUGGACGUGGUAGUACUUCCUAUCUCGAUAGUGCUGAAUUGUAUGAUCCAUUGACAAAUACUUGGACAACGGUAGCAAAUAUGAAUGCCAAGCGUUGUUAUCAUACGGCAUCUGUGUUAGUCAAUGGGUCAAUACUAGUUACUGGUGGAGAUGGUAGUACUUCCUAUCUCGAUAGUGCUGAAUUGUAUGAUCCAUUGACGAAUACUUGGAAAAUGGCAGCAAGUAUGAGUUUCGGACGAUAUUAUCAUACGGCAUCCGUGUUACUCAAUGGAUCAAUACUAGUUACUGGUGGACGUGGUAGUACUUCCUAUAUCGAUAGUGCUGAAUUGUAUGAUCCAUUGACAAAUACUUGGACAACGGUAGCAAAUAUGAAUGUCGCACGGAGAUAUCACACAGCAUCCGUAUUACUUAAUGGAUCAAUACUAGUUACUGGCGGAGAAAAUAAUGGAGGGUAUCUUAGUAGUACUGAAUUACAUUGA
This is a messenger RNA of Adineta ricciae, 1053 nucleotides long. NCBI's taxonomy places the organism in Eukaryota, Metazoa, Rotifera, Eurotatoria, Adinetida, Adinetidae. The record is from the annotation of a GenBank genome assembly.